UGAUACUAACAGAUCCGCUCCCAUAUCAACCUCCAAUCCUAUCGGCCAAGAGGAUGAGAUUCAAAAUGAGCGGUUCUGAUCUGCUGCGCGGUCAUGAAUGGCCUACAAUGGGUCCGGCGCGUAACCCAACCACUGUUUAAGUUUUAGAACAGAAGACUUCCGAGCCCCCCUUGACGCAUAAAAAUGGCGAGGACGAUUAGAAUUUGUAAGAGUCAUGUUAGAAGAGCAGCUCUGGUUUGGUUUCUCUCUGCUCUUCUGUUCUUUCUGCUGUUUCGAAUGGCCGUCCAAUCCUCAUCCCAAAAUGAUCGAUUUACUGAUUCAGAAUCCCCCAGUUUGAAUUCCGAAAGGUCGAAACUGUACGAUAAAAUGGCACGAGAUUUGGAUGAACAUGGAGCGGUUUUCCUUCGAGGCGGAGAAACUUCUCAGUCGUUAUCCAUUUCUGAUAUUUUUUCUCUCAAGGAUGGGGCUGUCACUCCUAUACUUAAGGCUGCAAAUCCUCCUGUUCGAGCUAAUGUUCUAUACAUGAGUCCAGAAUUCUCGGUUCCUAUCUCGCAGGCUGUAAGGGAUGUAUUUCUUCCCUACUUUGAUAAAGCAAUCUGGUUCCAGAACUCUAGUUUAUAUCACUUCAGUAUGUUUCAUGCCUCACAUCAUAUAGAACCUGUUCCUGCUACAAAUGAUGAGAUUGAGGCUGAAGCAAAUGCAGUUAAAGCUGUUGCAGAGACCCUUUGCCCGCUGAAAAUUAUCCUAGAUAGAGUGGUUUUAACUUCAACUGGUGUGCUUGUGGGGUGCUGGCAGGUGAUCUCUGGGACAGAUCCCAUGGUUAUACGUUUAAAACUGAGAGAUAGUCUUCCACGUGCACCUCAAAAGCAACUUUAUGACCCUGCUUUACUUCAUACCUCAUUUGCUCGUCUUCUGGGUCACCCUAAAUUUUCUCCUGAGGAGCUACAAAAGCAUCCUGAUGAACUCCAAUUCUUCCAUGAACUGGUUACCUGCUUAAAUAAUAAAGUUCGUGGAUUCGAGGCCAUUGUUUCCGAGCUCUGGUAUGUGGAGGAAUUUGAUGUGCUAGCACUUGCCUUAAAUGGUAGAAUUAUGGCACGCCGUUUCCAUAUGGGCUGCUAAAAAAUUUGACAAUUUGAGAAAUACAAGAUGAGGCCUCCCCGUAAAAUACAAAUACUUGCGCAAUAUACAAGGUUGGAUUGAGACUUGGUAGGAUGUAUCAACCAUCAAUGUAGCCACAGUUUUUCCCCCCUCCAAGAUUGUAUUGCCUCUGCCUAUGUGAUGGCUGAUAAAGUGAGAAUAGUUGGGGGUUGUUAAUAUCUUUGUUUUUAUUAAAAGAGACUAUUGUAAGAGCACGGGUGCUACUCACGUGUGCAUUUAAAGUAUUAAUCAUAUAUAUGAUAUAUGGCAUUUGGAUUUAA
This is a messenger RNA of Nelumbo nucifera (sacred lotus), 1418 nucleotides long. RefSeq lists its product as uncharacterized. Lineage: Eukaryota; Viridiplantae; Streptophyta; Magnoliopsida; Proteales; Nelumbonaceae. The record is from RefSeq and is a predicted model, not a curated record.